AUGGCUCGCUCUAACUUCAGCGCGGUCGAUGAGUACGGGUUUGAGAGACACGAGGAUUUUGAUUACGAGAGCUAUGAAGAUUUUAUGUCAAAUUACUUGAAAGUAUUGGCGACGAGGGCGCAAAAAUGGGCCAGUUUACUUGGCGAAGGAAAGUCGGUCAAACGCACUAACACAGUGAAGAGAUACGUCCGCAAAGGAGUACCAAGUGAACAUCGGCCAUCAGUAUGGAUGGCAAUUUCAGAAGUAGACAAGAUGAGAGACCAAUGUCCUGACUUAUUCCACAAGAUACUAGAUGGCCCAUUUGAAAAGGAAUUGGUUGAUCUUGUAAAAACAGACCUCCCACGCACAUUUCCUGACAAUAUAUACUUUACGAAAGAAGCCAACCACCAAACACAUUUGUUUAAUAUACUCAUAGCUUAUGCCCACAAUAACAGGGUUGUUGGAUAUUGCCAAGGACUAAAUUAUAUUGCAGGAUUGCUGCUAUUAGCGACAAAAAGUGAAGAGACGUCAUUCUGGCUCCUCAAGGUGCUGGUUGAGAAGAUUCUCCCGGACUACUAUACGAAAACUAUGGACGGCUUAAUCGUUGAUAUUGAAGUGUUAUCUGAACUAGUCAAAUCAAAGGUGCCUGAUGUGCACCAACACGUUAUUAAUCUCGGUUUACCUUGGGCAGUAAUAACCACAAAAUGGUUUGUGUGUUUAUUCGCUGAAGUCCUUCCCAUUGAGACUGUACUACGAAUUUGGGACUGUUUGUUUUACGAAGGUUCCAAGAUUCUGUUCCGGGUUUGUUUGACGCUAAUUAAGAACAACCGUGCGGAGAUAAUGGCCUGUAACGACUUUACCUCCCUGGCGGAGUGCUUCAAGGCCAUUGUGAAGAAUGCCAGUGCUUUGCACUGCCACGAAUUUAUGCAGUCUAUUUUUAGAGUACCUGGCACUUUGUCAAACGCAACUAUAAUCAAACUGAGGGCACGUUUUGCAAAGCAACGUCGAGAGCAACAACAGAAAGAGCCACUUCGGUGA
This is a messenger RNA of Arctia plantaginis, 1017 nucleotides long. Lineage: Eukaryota; Metazoa; Arthropoda; Insecta; Lepidoptera; Erebidae. The record is from the annotation of a GenBank genome assembly.